GAUUAGAGAGCAGGGGUCCUUUAGAAAGAGAGGCAAGUUAGUGGGUUCCAGUAAUAAUCAUGACUAGAGGGAAUGAAAGGCUGAUUUAUCACAGUGGCUGUGGCCAUGGAAAGGAAGACAUUGCUGGGAGAAACAACACAAGUAAAGCUGAUUGGAUUCUCAGGGUGAAAGAGAUGGGGGAAUUGAAGAUGACUUUGAGGUUUCAAGUCUGGGUGACUGAGAGGGUGAUGAUACCAUUAACUGAGAUAUGGAACACAGGAAGAGAAGCAGAUGCGGGGGAAGAUGAAGAGUUUAAAGCUAGUAUUGUUGUUCCUUUAUUUGCAGAAUCUACCUCUAAGUCAGACCUCCACACCAGUCUCAACAGGGACGCUGCUCCCACAACAGCUAAAGAUUUCCUCCUGCUCUCUACACCCCCUGGGACUCUCAACGUUUCCACUCUACCCCUCCCAAAGGUUCAGUGUUUUGUGUUCAAUGUCGAGUACAUGAAUUGCACUUGGAACAGCAGCUCUGAGCUCCAGCCCACCAACCUGACUCUGCACUACUGGUACAAGACCUCUAAUGAUGAUAAAGUCCAGGAGUGUGGCCACUAUCUAUUCUCUGAAGGGAUCACUUCUGGCUGUUGGUUUGGAAAAGAGGAGAUCCGCCUCUACCAAACAUUUGUUGUCCAGCUCCAGGACCCACGGGAACCCAGGAGGCAGGACCCACAGACGCUAAAACUGCAGGAUCUGGUGAUCCCCUGGGCGCCGGCGAAUCUGACCCUUCGCACCCUGAGUGAAUCCCAGCUAGAACUCAGCUGGAGCAACCGAUACUUGGACCAUUGUUUGGAGCACCUCGUGCAAUACCGGAGUGACCGGGACCGCAGCUGGACUGAACAAUCAGUGGAUCACAGACAAAGCUUCUCUCUGCCUAGUGUGGAUGCGCAGAAGCUCUACACAUUCCGUGUUCGGAGCCGCUAUAACCCACUCUGUGGAAGUGCUCAGCGUUGGAGCGACUGGAGCCACCCGAUCCACUGGGGCAACACUUCAAAGGAGAAUCCUCUGCUGUUUGCAUUGGAAGCUGUGCUUAUCCCGCUUGGCUCCAUGGGACUGAUUGUCGGCCUCAUGUGUGUGUAUUGCUGGCUGGAACGGACCAUGCCCCGAAUUCCUACCCUCAAGAACCUAGAGGAUCUGGUUACUGAAUAUCAUGGGAACUUUUCGGCCUGGAGUGGUGUGUCUAAGGGAUUGGCCGAGAGUCUGCAGCCAGACUACAGUGAACGGCUCUGCCACGUCAGCGAGAUUUCCCCAAAAGGAGGAGCUCUUGGGGAAGGGCCUGGGGGCUCCCCCUGCAGUCAGCAUAGCCCCUACUGGGCUCCCCCAUGUUACACCCUGAAACCUGAAACCUGAGCCCUGAAACUCUGACAGAAGAACCCCAGGGUCCUGUAACCCUCAAAUGGUACUAACUUGCCCUCAUCCAACCAACCUGGGUCCAAUGUUCACUUCGCCCCACUGCGGCUAAUUUUGAAUUUUGUGCCCCCAUAACUGCCCCCUCAUUCAAUAUGUCCCACUCGAGAAUUGCCCCUAUGCCCUGUACAUGUUUCUCAUCUCCCCCAAUCCAGCCCUUCCUCCUCACAGCAUUGCUUUCACGCAUGCAUCCCUCCUUCCCUCUUUCCAUCUACCCUUCAAUUUUUCCCCAAAAUAAUGAGAAAUAAAAUUUCUGUUGAUAAUCA
Phacochoerus africanus (Common warthog) is the source of this 1705-nucleotide messenger RNA. RefSeq names its product interleukin 2 receptor subunit gamma (gene IL2RG). Gene Ontology annotation, biological process: cytokine-mediated signaling pathway. The record is from RefSeq and is a predicted model, not a curated record. The transcript has 8 exons. NCBI's taxonomy places the organism in Eukaryota, Metazoa, Chordata, Mammalia, Artiodactyla, Suidae. Gene Ontology annotation, cellular component: membrane; external side of plasma membrane. Gene Ontology annotation, molecular function: protein binding; cytokine receptor activity. Bases 60 to 1382 code for a protein of 440 amino acids.